GAAGAAAGAGGAGUUAGUGAUGCGUCGGUGUCAGUGACGGUGUCGGUGAGCGGCGCUCGGUGUCCACGCACGUUAAAGUGACGGGACAGCGGAUGUUGGACGGUCACGUGACUCGGACUCGGACAACGAUGGAGCUUUUUCUUGUCCUCGUGUCUCUUCUUUUCGUGACUCGCUGUGGAAAAACAACUGCUGAGGAAAGCGCUCCAGUCGUCAUCAACAUGGUGGUGAGAGAAGGGGACGAUGCAGUUUUAAGCUGUUCCUUGGGCAGCAGGAGCAUCAAGCAGGAGCUGUUUGACUGGAAGAAGGACGGUCAGAAGGAGGUGUUCAUGUACAAUCGGGGCACUCACUACAACAACAACCCCACAAACCAAGACCCCGACUUCAGAGGACGAGUCUUUCAUUUUGCACAGCAGCUGGAUGUCGGUAACGCCUCUGUAGUUAUCAGACCAACAAAGGUGACUGACAGUGGAAGCUACACCUGUGAUUUUCCCUUUCAUCAGCCACGCAGAAGAUCACACAUUGUUCUUGUUGUUGGUGCAGCUCCAAAGCCAUUUAUCAGGGCACUAGGUGAAAAUGAGGAUGGGAUUCAGCUUCAGUGUGAAGUUCUUGGGGCUUUUCCAAAACCAGUUGUCCAGUGGCAGGACAGAGCUGGAAACAUUAUUCCUGCAGAAAAACCACAGGUUUCUGAAAGAGGAGGCAGCUACGACAUCAUCCUUCAAACUACUGUGACCAAGACUGACUACUAUCAGUGUGUUGCCACACAGGAGGAAAUCAAACACCGGGUUUCUGAGGAGACGUAUGUGUCUAUUCCUGUCCCAGGUGCAGCUCCAAAGCCGUACAUCAUAACACUCAGUGAAACAGAUAAUGGAGUUCAGCUUCAGUGUGAAGUUCUUGGAGCUUUUCCAAAACCAGUUGUCCAGUGGAAGGACAGAGCUGGAAACAUUGUUCCUGCUGAAGAACCACAGGUUUCUGAAAGAAGAGGCAGCUACGACGUCAUCCUUCAAACUACUGUGACCAAGACUGACUACUAUCAGUGUGUCGCCACACAGAAGGAAAUCAAACACCGGGUUUAUACUGAAACACUUGUGCUUGUUCCUGUUCCUGGUGCAUCUCCAGAGCCAAUCGUCAAGAUACUUGCUGAAACAGACAAAGGUGUUCAGGUGCACUGUGCUGUUAAAGGAGCUUUUCCAAAACCAGUUGUCCAGUGGAAGGACAGAGCUGGAAACAUUGUUCCUGCUGAAGAACCACAGGUUUCUGAAAGAAGAGGCAGCUACGACGUCAUCCUUCAAACUACUGUGACCAAGACUGACUACUAUCAGUGUGUCGCCACACAGAAGGAAAUCGAACACCGGGUUUAUACUGAGACACUUGUGCCUGUUCAUGUUCCUGGCAAUCGCUCUGGAUGGAUUGUUGUGGAUUUUUGGAGGGGCUUUUGCUUGUUGUUCUUCUGGUUGUUCUUCUGGUUAUAAAUCGCCAAAAAACAAAUAAAGGGUGAAUGCAACGGUGGUGAUGUGAUGUGAUUUUACCUCUGCAUGUUAUGGAACAUAAAGAUAUGGCAUUAUCACCAGUGAUGGGAGUAUGAGUAAUGAGUGACCAUGAACACCAAAGGAGACGAAGACGGUGCUACGCAAUCAAAACAACUCAAGCUUUUUUUUCAGCCCCACACGUUUGUCUCAAACAGAGUUUAACAAACUGGUAGCCAGGUAUGUUUGACUCACUUUGUCCCACAGCAACAUUAAAAUAGUUUACAUUUAUGUAAA
This is a messenger RNA of Solea senegalensis (Senegalese sole), 1760 nucleotides long. Its product is annotated as butyrophilin-like protein 2. The transcript has 8 exons. Lineage: Eukaryota; Metazoa; Chordata; Actinopteri; Pleuronectiformes; Soleidae. Bases 93 to 1469 code for a protein of 458 amino acids. The record is from RefSeq and is a predicted model, not a curated record.